AUGACCAUGACCUCUUCCCAACACCUGAGCCAGCCCAUCGCCGUACCUACUCUGACCGUCCUGCCGCCGUCCUCAGACACAGAGUCGUGGUCGCGCUCGCCCAGCCCCCGCCAGUCCCGCUCUGACCGCUCACGCACGCGGAAGAGGCGGUCCAGGGCAGCCCAGCCGGUCAAGGAGGACCAGGGCUGUUCGCCAAUCAGACGCCAAUGGAGCCGCAGUCCCAGAGCCAAGCGCGGGGCAGGAGCGGCAGAUGGAGCGGCAGAUGGAGCGGCAGAUGGAGCGGCAGAGGGUGCGCUCGCUGUGAUGGACCGGGAGGAGGAGCAGGGCGGAGACUGCUUGCUGCUGCCCAGACGCUCCUCGUCACGCAGCCCCUCUCCAGGCCGACGAUCGCGCUGGUCCCUGAAGAGCCUGCUGGGGAGGGACUCUGAGUGGGAAGGUUGCAGGUUAGUGAGCUCAUAG
This is a messenger RNA of Knipowitschia caucasica, 459 nucleotides long. Lineage: Eukaryota; Metazoa; Chordata; Actinopteri; Gobiiformes; Gobiidae. The record is from the annotation of a GenBank genome assembly.